AGCAUGCUGGGUCGUUCGAUUUAUAACCAGUUUACCUGAGCUUUCAUCCUCAGAUAGUCAAUUGAAUACUUCGUCUUGUUGUCAAUAGUUCGGAAGGAAUCAACGAUUGUACAUCAGGAUAUGGCGAGCAGGGUAUCUACUUUGCUAGUGUAUGCAUACAUCGUUUGCAAUGUCUACGAUACGAGUGGACUGCACAAUGUACAGUGGGGGACACAACUGACUGGCAGACUGAUCGACGUGGUUGCUGGGGUCAGUUUCCUGGACUGUAUAAAGGAGUGUCAGUCUCGGAAACGAUGUUUAUCAGUCAAUUACAGAAGAGGAACCUUGUUUUGUGAAUUGAAUUCUGUAGCAUUGAACUCUGCUCAUGCCAAUGUAGAAUCAACAUCUGUAUAUUCAGGCAUGCAGUCAUGGGAAAAGAUUUUGGAGGAUCCAUGUGCGGACACUCCAUGUGGUGAUCAACAGAAAUGUACCUCACCAUCCGCUGGGGACGUUAACAAGUAUUCCUGUCAAAUGAUAGACUGUGGACCAGUGGAUACAUCAAACAACCCUGACCUCGUUGAAAUAAAAGGCGUUGGUUACCCGACAAUAGGAGUGGGAUCCAGGAGAGGGUUUCGUUGUGAGGGUUUCCUAAACAGCAAAAUUAUUGGCUACAUCCAGUGUCUUCCAGAUGGUGUUUGGUCCACCCAAAAACUGCAAUGUGUUUGUGAUUGCCGUGGAUUUUCCUCCAUGAUGGAUGGUACUACCACCAUUAACGAUAUACCCAACAUCCCCUACACAAUGACACUUUCUCAUGAAUGGCUGAUUAUCCAACGACGAUGUGGUGGAACAGAGAGUUUUUCUCGAACUUGGAACGAAUAUAAGAAAGGAUUUGGUUCCUAUGAGUCAGACUUUUGGAUAGGGAAUGAAAUCAUGCACCAGCUGGCGACUGAUGGAUUUAAAGUACUACGUGUGGAAAUGAUGGACUACAAUGGACAAAUGUAUUUUGCACAAUACACCAAUUUACAGAUUGAUAGUGAAACUGAUAACUACAAGAUACAUCUCCAUGAUGGCGAAUAUUCAGGCAACUUUUCUGACGAACUUUUGUAUCACAACCACAUGGAGUUCACAACAAUGGAUCGAGAUAAUGACAACCACGAGGACAACUGUGCAGAAAUAUUCAGAAAUGGCUGGUGGUACAACCACUGCUUCCAUGUGAAUCUUAACGGAUUGGGAAAUGAUCGGACGAAAUAUGGAAUACGUUGGAGGGAUGACAAUAAUGGUUAUACACAUAUGAAAUUUGUUCGGAUGAUGAUCAGACGACCUUGAUAUACAUGUACAUAGCAAUAUCAUAAAUGCGCAUAUGUGAACAUCCCCAUUUACUGAAUUAGAAUGAAAGCAAUCGUUAGAAAA
Ostrea edulis (European flat oyster) is the source of this 1389-nucleotide messenger RNA. Its product is annotated as fibrinogen-like protein 1. Bases 121 to 1305 code for a protein of 394 amino acids. The record is from RefSeq and is a predicted model, not a curated record. The transcript is spliced from 7 exons. Lineage: Eukaryota; Metazoa; Mollusca; Bivalvia; Ostreida; Ostreidae.